Trifolium pratense (red clover) is the source of this 2070-nucleotide messenger RNA. RefSeq lists its product as uncharacterized. The transcript has a single exon. The coding region runs from base 21 to 2015 and encodes 664 amino acids. The record is from RefSeq and is a predicted model, not a curated record. NCBI's taxonomy places the organism in Eukaryota, Viridiplantae, Streptophyta, Magnoliopsida, Fabales, Fabaceae.
CCGCAGCUGGUGGCGCACUUAUGGAUAAACCAUACAACCAAGCCUAUCAGCUUAUCGAGAGCAUGGCUCAGAACCAUUAUCAGUGGGGAAACGAGAGAACAACGGUAGAGAAACCUCAAACGAAAGGUGAAAUGUACGAAAUCAGCAACAUGGACCACAUCAACGCCAAGUUAGAUGCCUUAACUCAAAAGAUAGAGAGUCUAACCAACGCACCCAAAGCCACCGUGGCUGCAACAAUACAAAAUUGUGAGUUGUGCGGAGCUCAAGGUCAUACUAUCGCUGAAUGUCGACUUCUAACCGAAGCUCCCACCGACCAAGUGAAUUACACUCAAGGGAACUCUUACAACCAAAACCAGAGAAAUCACCCGUACCUUUCGUACAAUAGCAACAACGCUUUAUAUGCACCUGGCCAAGCACCUACUCCUUCGCCACCAGGAUUCCAAAAACCUGCUCAAAAUGCUCCUAUAAAGUCAAACCUUGAAUUGAUGAUGGAGAACUUCAUAGCCGUACAAACUCAAACUAACAAGGAAUUCCUAAAUCAAAACAUACACACUAAUGAGCAAAUUAAGCAAUUAACAAGCAGGCUAGAACUCUUGACCACUCACAAUAAGAUGUUAGAAACACAAAUCGCACAAGUGGCACAACAACAAGCAUCUACCUCUGCUCCUGCAGGCAUAUUUCCUGGCCAGCCUCAGCCAAACCCUAGGGGACAUGUGAAUGCUGUUAUAUUACAAAGUGGGACACAAUACGAUGGACCGGCUGAUCCUAGAACUAAAAAUCCUACCAUGCAACCCAAUUCUGAUAAGACAACCGAGAAGGAGAGUGAACCAAAAGAAAAGGAGGAUAGUGGAGAGGAAACCCAAGAGAAAGAGAAACCUUACGUUCCUCCCCCACCAUAUAAACCACCCAUCCCGUAUCCUCAAAGAUUAGUACAAUCCAAAAACGUAGGGCAGUUUAAGAAAUUUGUAGAGCUUCUACAAAAACUAAACAUCACAAUACCUUUUACGGAAGCUAUCACACGAAUGCCCUCGUACGCUAAAUUUCUUAAAGAUAUCUUAACUAAUAAGAAAAAGAUCGAGGAAGAAGAAACCGUUAUGCUUACUGCCGAGUGUAGCUCCAUACUUCAAAAUAAUAUGCCUCCUAAGCUAAAAGACCCAGGAAGUUUUUCCAUACCCUGUGUAAUUGGAAACUAUGUAAUAGAUAGGGCCCUAUGCGAUUUAGGAGCCAGUAUCAGCUUAAUGCCUAUGUCCAUAUGCGAAAAACUUAAUUUAGGAGAAUUGAGACCAACUAAAAUGUCAAUACAAUUCGCUGACCGUUCUGUCAAAUACCCCUUAGGUAUACUAGAAAACGUGCCAGUACGUGUAGGUCAAUUCUAUAUCCCUACCGAUUUUAUAGUCAUGGACAUAAGGGAAGAUUCCAAUACACCUAUCAUUUUAGGAAGGCCAUUCUUAGCAACUGCCGGAGCCGUAAUAGAUGUAAAGGAAGGAAAGCUAACGUUUGUAGUAGGUGAAGAAAAAGUCGAAUUUAUUUUAACGCAACUCAUGAAAGCACCAGCUAUAGACGAUAGUUGUUACAUGGUAGACGUCAUCCAAGAAUGUAGAAAAGAGAGUGAGAAGGAUCAAACUAAACAUUCUGAAAUUUUAAAAACUUCCACCCCUCCAACUCAUAAAAAUGGUGAUGACGACCUAGCUAAAUGUUUAGAGAUUACACAAGUUCCUAAACCUAGCCAUGUUAAACCAACUUUAAAACUAAAAACUCCAUCAAGACUCCAAAAAGGAACCCCUGUAGCUCCGAAAAAAUUAAAAGGUCCCGUUUCUAAGAAAAUACCUCCCGACAUAUUAAAAGACCACCCAGAAAAUAACAUCGCUCAAAAUAAAAUACCCCCGGGUGUCUCUAAGAAAAAGAAAGAAAAAAAGAAGAGAAGACCUAUGAAAUGGUCUGACAUUUUCAAAUGGAGACCCAAGAAUAUUGAGCAUAAUUUAAAAGAUGUGAAUCUAGAGGAGGAACCAUGUUGACCUAUAGGGCUAAAUAGUCGAGCUACCGACGUUAAACAAAGCGCUGCAUGGGAGG